AUGGCGAGCUUUUCACUCCGUCUACUGACUAUAUUCUUAUUCGCUGCACUCGUGCUGAACAUUUCCAAUUAUUAUUUUAUAAAAAGGUAUAACCCUCGCCCGGAUUUAUUCCGAUAUGUCUACACCAAGUUUCCAAAGAAUGCUAGUGGAAUUGUAGUCCGUCGUUCCAUCAAUACAAGGCGCUGGUCUCCGCAAUUGGAAUGCGAUGAUAUGGCCUCCACUCCAAAAACGCAAAGCCUUAAAGUUUAUGACACAGAAAAGUCAGAUGCGAGUUCGAGUGCAGCCCCUAGCUCUGUUUAUUCUAUGAUGUUCGAAAAAACUUCACAAACCGCUUCUGAAGCAGUUCUGCAGAACUGUCCAGAAAUGCCUCCUGAUCUUGGUCCUGAGCUAGGUCGAUCGCUUGAUGUUAAACGCUUUAUUGAAGACAGAAUUAAUGAUGUGCGACCAGGCGGUAUCUAUCAGCCGGAAAACUGCAAGUCUUUGCAAAGUGUGGCUGUGAUUAUACCUUACAGAGGCUGCAAAGGUUACCUCAAUGUAUUUAUGAAUGUUUUACAUCCGUUUCUAAUAAAACAACAACUGGAUUACCGAAUUUUUGUGAUUGAACAAAGUAACAAAACCCAGCCGUUUAACAGAGGGAAACUUAUAAACGUUGGUUUCGUUGAAGCAAUCCGGUAUAGAAAAGAUGGGUACCAAUGCAUCAUCCUUCAUGACCCAUACAUUAUACCCACGGAUACUAGAAACCUCUACAGAUGCAGCUGGUAUCCCAGACAGCUUGCUACCUACGUUGAAAGACCUCAGAAACCUCCGUAUAUGCCAGUACUUGGAGGCGCAGUUGCAAUAACUCCACAACAAUUUAUUAAGUUAAAUGGAUUUUCGAAUAACUACUGGGGUAAUGAUGCAGACUAUUACGAUUUGCACUACAGGAUAAACACUUCGAACUAUCACGUCGAAAAUAGUGUGCCGUUGUUUGGUAAAUACAAGACUUUACGAAAAGGUUUAGCUUUGUGGCAAAAGUCUUCAGUUCUGGCACGGACGCUAUCAGAAUACUUACUAGAUGGACUAACAUCUUUGAAAUAUACCGUAGACAGUGUGGAACUCAAACGGUUAUUUACAUAUUUCCAAGUAAACAUCGAUGCUGGAGCUCACAGUAUUACAGACAAGAUGACCAAAGAAUACGAUAAACGCUUGAAUCUAAGCACCAUGAAAGUAUCAUCGAUGAAGUAG
Messenger RNA from Spodoptera littoralis (African cotton leafworm), 1224 nucleotides. The record is from the annotation of a GenBank genome assembly. Lineage: Eukaryota; Metazoa; Arthropoda; Insecta; Lepidoptera; Noctuidae.